Molecule: messenger RNA, 849 nt
Organism: Mytilus trossulus (common blue mussel)
Lineage: Eukaryota; Metazoa; Mollusca; Bivalvia; Mytilida; Mytilidae
Product: large ribosomal subunit protein eL19-like
Exons: 4
Coding region: 129-830 (233 amino acids)
Biological process (GO): translation
Cellular component (GO): ribosome; cytosolic large ribosomal subunit
Molecular function (GO): RNA binding; structural constituent of ribosome
Source: RefSeq, a predicted model, not a curated record
ACCGGAAACAGACCGAAUUACAAACCCAAAUUGCCAAAAUUUUACCAUAGUCAUUUUCACUUUCGAAUUUAAUAAAAUAGAUAAUUUCUUUAAAAUCAUGAUAGUUUUUUUAGGUGUCUUACACAUAUAUGAUAGUUAAAUUUGGAUUAAUAAGUUUAGAACUAUUUUUUUUCGUCCCUACUUUUAACCGAAUUCCUCCGCUCGUUCUCUUUCUCAACAACGUGCAAUCUGCAGCCAUGAGCACCCUAAGGUUGCAGAAACGGUUGGCCGCAGCCGUUCUCAAAUGUGGAAAAAAUAAAGUUUGGUUGGAUCCAAAUGAAACAAAUGAAAUAGCAAACGCUAACUCAAGACAGAACAUCAGAAAAUUGGUAAAAGAUGGUUUGAUCAUCCGUAAACCUGUGGCAGUACACUCCAGAGCUCGUGUAAGGAAAAAUGCUCUUGCAAGAAGGAAAGGACGUCACAUGGGCCAUGGUAAAAGGAAGGGUACUGCCAAUGCUCGUAUGCCUGUCAAAGUUUUAUGGAUUCGAAGAAUGAGAGUCCUGAGAAGAUUGUUAAAAAGAUACAGAGAAGCCAAGAAAAUCGACAAGCACUUGUACCAUGAAUUAUACAUGAAAUGUAAAGGUAACGGUUUCAAGAAUAAACGUGUCUUGAUGGAACAUAUUCACAAGAGGAAGGCAGAAAAGAACAGAAGCAAAGUUCUCAGUGACCAAGCAGAGGCUAGAAGAACGAGAGUCAAGGAGGCUCGUAAGCGUCGUGAGGAGCGUAUCAAAACAAAGAAGGAAGAACUGCUCAAAUCUUUCUCUGAAAAGGAAGAACCUGCUAAGAAAUAAAGACAGUGCUCUUAACUUA